Cuculus canorus (common cuckoo) is the source of this 708-nucleotide messenger RNA. RefSeq names its product ribosomal protein S26 (gene RPS26). Gene Ontology annotation, cellular component: ribosome; cytosolic small ribosomal subunit. NCBI's taxonomy places the organism in Eukaryota, Metazoa, Chordata, Aves, Cuculiformes, Cuculidae. The transcript has 4 exons. Gene Ontology annotation, molecular function: mRNA binding; structural constituent of ribosome. Bases 300 to 647 code for a protein of 115 amino acids. The record is from RefSeq and is a predicted model, not a curated record. Gene Ontology annotation, biological process: translation.
GGCACCCCGCGCGCCCCGCGUACGCGCCAUCAACUCACCCACACGUCUCGCCCAACCCCUCCGCCGCUGCGAGGAAAAGUAGUCCCCCACUUACAGCCAUCGCCGCCGCCCCGAGCCAGCCCGACACACCCCGGUCCCUCCUCGGUGCCUCCGGCGGGGCCGCUGCGAGGGGAGCCGAACGGCUCUGUGGGGUCGGGGGGGCGGCGGGGCUGCGGCGGAAGGGGUUCCGGGCGGAGGGAUCGUAUAUAAGCGGGCGGUGGUGGGGCGCCGGUCCUUCUUUCGCCGCUGCCGCAGCGAGCAUGACGAAGAAGAGGAGGAACAACGGGCGCGCCAAGAAGGGGCGCGGGCACGUGCAGCCCAUCCGCUGCACCAACUGCGCCCGCUGCGUCCCCAAGGACAAAGCCAUCAAGAAGUUUGUCAUCAGGAACAUCGUGGAGGCGGCGGCGGUCAGGGACAUCUCGGAGGCCAGCGUCUUCGAUUCCUACGUGCUGCCCAAGCUCUACGUGAAGCUCCAUUACUGCGUCAGCUGCGCCAUCCACAGCAAAGUGGUGCGGAACCGCUCGCGCGAGGCCCGCAAGGACCGUACGCCGCCGCCGCGCUUCCGCCCCGCCGGUGCUGCUCCCCGGCCCCCCCCAAAACCCAUGUGAGGAGACUCCGGAUGCGAACGCCCCUCCCGGCGCAGGGCGGAAUAAAGGAUCCUGGAACCCA